Plectropomus leopardus (leopard coralgrouper) is the source of this 3062-nucleotide messenger RNA. RefSeq names its product serine incorporator 2, like (gene serinc2l). Lineage: Eukaryota; Metazoa; Chordata; Actinopteri; Perciformes; Serranidae. Gene Ontology annotation, cellular component: membrane. The record is from RefSeq and is a predicted model, not a curated record.
UUCCGACUGUUUGUUUCUCCACAGGAAAGGACGCCAAAGACAACUGGACUAAUUUCAGCAUUUUAAUGUAAAAAUGGGGGCUUGUCUGGCGUUGUGCUCUUUAGCCAGUUGUGCCUCCUGUCUGUGUGGCUCAGCACCAUGCCUUCUGUGUGGCUGCUGUCCCUCCUCCAACAAUUCCACCAUCACACGGCUGGUCUUCUCCUUCUUUUUGCUGCUGGGGACCAUGGUGUCCGUCAUCAUGAUCCUACCUGGAAUGGAGACACAGCUCCGUAAAAUCCCAGGUUUCUGCGAGGGAGGAAGCUCUAUACCUGGUUUUGAAAACAAGGUCAAAUGUGAUGUCAUUGUGGGCUACAAGUCUGUGUACCGCAUGUGCUUCGCCAUGACCUGCUUCUUCUUUCUGUUCGCCGCCAUCAUGAUCCGUGUCCGUAGCAGCAAAGACCCUCGUGCAGCUAUUCAAAAUGGGUUCUGGUUCUUUAAGUUUCUGAUCCUGAUUGGAAUAACAGUGGGAGCUUUUUUCAUCCCUGACGGAACAUUUCAUACUGUUUGGUUUUACUUCGGAGUGGUGGGAUCCUUCAUCUUCAUUCUAAUCCAACUUAUUCUUCUCAUCGACUUUGCCCACUCCUGGAACAAGGUGUGGGUAGAAAAUGCUGAAAAUGGUGACAACAAAUGCUGGUUUGCAGGCCUGCUGUCUUUCACCAUCCUCCACUAUGCACUUGCUAUCACUGCUGUGGUGCUUUUCUACAUUUACUACACACAGCCUGACGACUGCACGGAGCACAAGGUCUUCAUUAGCCUCAACCUCAUCUUCUGCAUCAUCAUCUCUGUUGUCUCCAUCCUGCCCAAGAUACAGGAAGCUCAGCCACACUCUGGUUUGCUCCAGGCUUCGCUCAUCUCCCUCUACACCAUGUAUGUCACUUGGUCUGCAAUGACCAACAAUCCAAAUCGAAAGUGUAACCCCAGCCUGUUGAGUCUGGUGUCAAACGUCAACACCACUGAACCAUCUGGUGACGGCACCCCAGGACAGGUGCAGUGGUGGGACGCUCAGGGCAUUGUUGGUUUGAUCAUCUUCCUCUUCUGCACUCUCUAUGCCAGUAUCCGUUCAUCCAGUAACACGCAGGUCAACAAGCUGAUGCAGACAGAGGAGGGCAUCGGGUCAGGGGGAGAGGGUGUGGUGGGAGAGGAUGGCAUACGCAGGGCUGUGGACAAUGAGGAGGAAAAAGUCUCUUACAGUUACUCCUUUUUCCACUUUCACCUCUGCCUGGCCUCACUGUACAUCAUGAUGACUCUCACCAACUGGUACCAACCGGACACCACCACCCAAGCCAUGCAGAGCCGUAUGCCAGCCGUGUGGGUGAAGAUGAGCUCCAGUUGGCUGGGUCUCGGGCUAUACCUGUGGACCCUCAUCGCCCCUCUGAUCUUCCCUGACAGAGAUUUCAACUGAGUAUGACUUAUCUUUUGGCUGUAUUUGUUUCUUUUGUUUUCUUGCCUAUUGUAUUAGGCAGUGUGAAGGAAGCUAUGAAGGCAAUGGGAAGGAUGUCAUAUAGGAAAUAUGUUUAAUUUCUUCUUGUUCCUUUUUCAGUUAAUUGCCUCUGCUGUUACUGUGCUGGUGUUGUUUUUCUCCUCUCGGUAUGAUUAUUUAGUAUGUUAGUCACUGAAGAUAUUCAAAAGUGUAAAAGUGGAUUUUUUUAGUUAGCCUGAUUAAUGAUGGAUUUGGCUACUGGAAUGCCAGUAUCUCACCUUCAUAGACAACUCCCUACCUUCCGCCUGAUGUAGUCUGAACUAUCACAAAGACUGAACAACAAGGCAUAUACUCGAUACCUCAGACAUUUCACUAACAGAUUCCCUUUUAGGGCCUGUGAGAUCUUACCUCUCUGAUUGGCCGGGUCUGGAAUCCCUGAUUAGCUGGACUCUUUUAGUGCUGGGGGCAACAAGGAGAACCCUCCUCAGGAGCCCCCGAGUGAGUUGAGUGUGAGAGUUAGAUAAGACUAAAAUGACACACCCUACAGAUCAUAGCAGGGCUUCCCUCUCGCUGCUGGGCUGUAUGCAAAUCCACGUCAUUACACCUUGAGACAGAGAGUCCGAAUAGACCACCAGUCUAAUCUCAGCUCUUCCUCAUCUACUCCAACAUAGGGUAAUUUAUCUCUGGUGCUACGCCUUUCCAUGUCUGACUGUGUUUGGCCUUGUACAGCCACGGGCAACAAUCUGUACCUGUAUAGCAGUGUGCUUGCAACAGGGAGACAUGUAUUGAUCCAUAGCAGUCAACGUCAUGUGUAGUGGUGCGGUUCAGGGGGUGAUGGCGUGAACUUCUCACAAAUGCCUUUAUUUCCAGGAGGCUGCAGAGCGUGUUGUUGAGUUUACAGGAUAAAAGGGAUUUUUAAUUGUUGCAGUGUACAACACAAUAAGGACGUAUUUCAGAAAUGAUACAUACUGUAUUGAUACUGUAAUGGUACUGUUAAAUGGUAUUGACUUCAUAGUAUGUUGAUGGUUGUGAUGGUGGUACAGUAAUUUUAUGCAUUAUAUGGUAUUUACCUCAAUUUCAAUAUGAAUGGAAUACGUAAAAUAAAUACCCGUAUGUUUUGUACUUGUAAAUGUUUUUGGUACAAUCCUCAAAAUAUGAUUAUUUUUCUGUUGUUUUUUUUUUUUUUUCAAACAUUUCAAUGCCCAAACAAAUGAAUCAGAUUUGCUGUUUCUCCAGCUGUAUACAAGUUGUGAAUGGAGUUUUUUUAAGUGUUGCGAUAAAUUAAAUCUUUUUUAUAUUCAUUUUCUUCAUCAAACAUCUUAAAUGUAUUGUGCAUUUUACCGUUAUCGCCAAACUGGGGGGAUUAUUUUGGCAGAAUUGCCAUUGUUCAAUCAUAACAUUUUAAAACACUAUUAAGUGCCUUUUUGUAGUCCUGCGUUUAAAAAGAAUUUAACACUAAUGCUGACGUGUGCUUAUUAUGCCUUGCCUCACAUUGUGGUGAGUCAGUCAUUGCAUGCCAAUAAGGCAUAGGCUUAUGACAUGGAUUAAUAUUGUAAUUAAUGUAUAAACACAAUUUUGAAUAAAGAUGGAAGUCUAUCACUCA